UUAAGAUUUUUAAAGACAUGUUUUGAAACAUAAUCUCCAACUCAUUUUCAACAAAAAUCUUAGUUGAAAAGAUGUUAAGAUAGCAUGUUUUUAGCAAGAUAAAAGAAUCAAAAUUAGUGAAAUAAAUAUACGUUUCAAACCCGCUUUCUACCAUUUUUAGUUUGUUGUAAAAGUUUUGAAGAUGGAAGGUUCAGAAUCUAAUAGGAAAAAAGAUCAACUUCAAGACACAGAAACUUUAAGCAAUAGCCACACAGUUUUAACAAUAAUAGACACCAAUGUACAAAGAGAAUUCCAGAACAUUCUUAUCACAGGUGGAUGUGAACAAGACCAACUUUGUUGUUCAGGAAGCAUCACUGAACAAAGAUUUGCCCAAUCUGAACAGAAACAUUCAGGAGUAAUUCAAGUUGAAGAAUCUUCCCCUCCCAUAUCAACUAAAGACAACUUGGCAACAGUUCCAAAUGAAAUUACUGGUGUACAUGAUAAUACAAUUUCUGAAGCUGUCGCACAAUCUUCAGAUACUACUCAGGGUGAUUCCCUUACAAACUUAUUUGAUGAAUUGGGAUGCAGUGACACAGGAAAAGCAGUAUCUCCAUUAGAUAGAGAUCAAACUUGUUUUGAAACAUCAGUGGACUUAAGUCAGCCGUAUUCAGAUACGACGACAAUGACCAACGAACCAAAACCCCUUUUACCUUUGAAUGCAAACCAGCAACAAUCUAAAUCUCCAGUAGUUACUAACCUUCCACAGUCAAACUCUCCUGUACUUACAAACGAACCACAAUCUAGUUCCUCAGCGAUUCCUCAGCUUCCACAAUCCAGUUUUCCAGUUACUAUGCCCCAACAUCAAUCAAAUUCUCCUAGGGCUACAAACCAACCAGGAUCCAGUUCUGCUGUGAUCACAAACCUACCACAAACCAAUCCUCUCUUAGUUACAAAUCAACAACAAUUAAUUUCUACAAUAGUUACAAACCAACCACAAUCCAGUUCUCCAAUGGUUACCAACCUAACGUGUGCCCAACCUUCUUCAGUUAUUAAUCAACAAAGAAUGCCUUUUUCUCCAGUUCACUCGGGGGGUUCAGUACCUGCUGCCUCAAGAAGACCUCAUAUUUUAAACAUUCCCAAUGAUUCAAUCAUUCUGCCCCACCAAAGAACAGAUGCUUUGUUAAAUAUUCAAGAUAAUUCCACAAACCGUGUUCCUCAACUAACGGGCCCUCCUCCCUCAUACUCCAAAAGUUUGUUGGAUCGUAGAAUCAACCCUUGCACUUCUAUUCAGUUUGUGGCCCCCAUCCCCCCACCUAGCUACGAUGGUGUGGAAAGUGAACUUCGAUACGCACACACUCUCGGUCGCUCUGGAGGAUUCACUUUGGGACUCGGUAAUACAUGGCAAGGUCAGCCACAGCCAGCCUAUUGUCCUGUUUGUGAGACAGUUAUCAUCACACAAGUAGACCUCAGAGUGUCGAGAACAGCUCAUAUUGUCGCCAUGAUUAUGUUUCUUCUGUUUUUCGAUAGAUGGAGUGGAGUGAGCGUUCGUUUUCAGGAUGUUGGCCAUUCUGUCUACUGCCGUAUUUCCUGAAUGUUUGCAACUACACAUUCCAUUUUUGUUCUGUGUGCCAAUCCUACCUCGGAGCUAGAAGACCAUUUCAAAGAAAUUAAUAAAAUAAAAUGUUUGACUUUCGUGGGGAUGCAUGGUCGGCUUUUUCUCUAGAGUUUGCGAUUCUAGACCCAAAUUGCAGCGCUCUCUUGGGAAAUGUUGCAGCGUUGGACAGUCCUAGCCUGUGCGCUAACAGACGCAACAGUAGUUUGUCUCCCUUCCCAGGCGGCCAAGCAGUCACUGGAAUACA
Molecule: messenger RNA, 1838 nt
Organism: Macrosteles quadrilineatus (aster leafhopper)
Lineage: Eukaryota; Metazoa; Arthropoda; Insecta; Hemiptera; Cicadellidae
Exons: 6
Coding region: 182-1570 (462 amino acids)
Source: RefSeq, a predicted model, not a curated record